Molecule: messenger RNA, 2653 nt
Organism: Nematostella vectensis (starlet sea anemone)
Lineage: Eukaryota; Metazoa; Cnidaria; Anthozoa; Actiniaria; Edwardsiidae
Product: forkhead box protein J1-B
Exons: 2
Coding region: 605-1837 (410 amino acids)
Biological process (GO): regulation of DNA-templated transcription
Molecular function (GO): DNA-binding transcription factor activity; sequence-specific DNA binding
Source: RefSeq, a predicted model, not a curated record
AGUACAACAACUUGCUUAGUUGUUCAUUCAUAUACGAAACUUGCACAGAUUCCAGCAAAAGGGCGCUCUGAUUUUUAAUGAAACGGAAGAAAUCGGACUCCCUAACUUAACACGUAUACAUAACGGGAGCAGAAGAAUUAUCCUCGCUUCAUUUAGCAGUUCGGGGAAAAUUCGCCUUUGAUUUUUAUACUCGAUUACAAGUUGGACGCACAUAUGGGCUCCGCUUAACACUAUUUAAGAGGCCGGUUUUAUCACAAAAUACCCCUCGCGAUUCCAAGAGCCGGAAAAUCUAGACCGUGGAGUUUAGCUGGCGUCUGGAGCUGCUUCCUGUGGGCAGACACGUUUGGGACUGUGUUUUGCAUAUUGUGAAAGCAGUAUUUUACGAGCUGGAACCACUUGGGACCAGAACUUCGCGUGCGCUUUGACAACUCAUUAGUGCAAAGAAUCGCUGAUCCUAAAAGCACCAUCAAGGGGAAGGAAUUAUCUGAUCUAAAAACAGGCCAUCUAUUAGCGAAUUCACUUUGCAAAUUUAACCUGGACAGCUGGAGUUCAGAGAAAGAGGGAAGCCAGUCGGUGAUCAUUGAAACGGUGAAGGAAAUAUAGCAUGAGCACAAAGAUGCCAUCCGCGACGCAAUCUUACGCAGAAAAAUUCGCCGCAAACUGGAAGGCUCAGAAUCCUACAGAAAAUGGCGAGGAUAAUAAUUCCCUUGAUGACAGUUUGACCAACUUGCAAUGGCUUCAUUCGAUAAGCGUUCAGGACAUUGCUCCGAACCAACCGAUAGCAAACAGUACAACGUCCGCAGAGUCCGUAACAUCAGACUCGGAACAGAGCGAAAGUGGUGAUUCGAAAAGCUCAGAAAGUAUAAGUAAGGAACCUAAUAUCGAUUACAAGAACGAUCCUAACCACAAGCCACCGUACUCGUACGCGACGCUUAUAUGUAUGGCUAUGAGGGACACGAAGCGAGUAAAAAUAACACUGAGCGCUAUUUACAAGUGGAUCAAGGAAAAUUUCAUGUUUUACAGAGUUGCCGAUCCGACUUGGCAGAACUCAAUUAGACACAAUCUAUCCCUCAAUAAAUGCUUCGUAAAAGUUCCCCGUAAAAAGGACGAACCGGGAAAAGGCGGAUUCUGGCGGAUCGAUCCAGCCUACGCCGACAUGUUUGUUGACGGAGUCUUCAAGAGACGACGCGGUGUUAACACACAGAAGACUUCCAAGAAAAAUAAAUCCAAAAAGCGUGCUUUCGAGGAAGAUAGAAAGAUGCGUAACGAAGGAGAACAGAGACCAAAGCGACAGAAAAUGAACCUUCUCAGGAUUACGGAUCCCUCCGUUUUGUUUGAAGACGAUGAUUUUAAUGAGGACUUUAACGACGAGGAAAUCCCGCCGUUCUCAGGAGGUCUCAAAGGCGACUUCAGCUGGAACUCUGUACUUACGAACGAUAAAAUCGACGAGAGUAUACGAGAGCUUGCCGAUGCCCAUGGCAUCAUUCUCGACCCAGCUUCGGCGCAUAAUCGGUCGCACGUCGUAUCCGAUCAAUCUAGGUCUAUGGAAAGCCCGCCUCCUUCGAAUGCCAGCAACGAUGAUGACUUUCAACCACAGGAGGACUUCCACGUAGACCCUCAUCUGGACUUGACGGUCAGGGGCGUGGGUAUUCCGCCCCCCGGGGCCAGAGAGCAGUUGGCCACACCCUCUCCUAACGCACUCACUGAUGCAACGCAAUCUUUGUUUAAGUACAUGCCGCCGUCCCCACGCCCCUUGUAUGACGAUGAUCACCCGUGGGCGGACACGUGUUUUGGCUUUGACGAUAAUAAUAAUGUUCUAGAUAGUAUUUGGUCCUGAGAGAGAUCCUUUUAGAUGAAAAUAGUAAUUCUCUUUCUCGCGCUAAUACCAUUCCCAUUGACACAAAAAGAAUUAAAUUCUGAAGCAGCUCAUUUCGACUAACAGAUCAAUUCUGUAAAGGAGAAUUGUCGGUUUGAUUUGCAUUUAUUAUUGUCAAAAAGGCUAUGUUAUCCGACUUUCAAAAAGUAAUAUAUCGAUUGCUUGAAUGUUUACCGCCAAGCUUGCACAUGCUAUACAACUGUCUUGGUAACGUGUAAAAUAAAAUGAAUAAGAUAAGAAAUUCUAUAAUGUCACAUUUCAAUCAUUAGUUGUGGGUUUUUCUGAUGACGGAAAUUUGAUAUUAGUCUUAAAAUCUAGAAUUUUAGUAAGUUAUUAUGUUUGAAAUAUUAAUAGUAAUAGAUAUUAUCAAAAGGAAUAAGAAUAUAAUUAAUAAGGUGUUCAUAAUUCGGAUUUCUUUCAUCUUUUCUUGAGUGAUAUGCUCUUUGAAUGUAAAUAAAGAGGUUGCCAUAGGUAACGUAUUUUUUCGAAGCUUUGUGUGAAUAAGUUUAUCAAAAUUAUUGUAAAUAGAAAUACUAAUGCCUUCAUCCGACUAUACAGAAUUGCCUUCCCUUGCGUGUCCCUUUCCUUAGCAAGGCUAGUUCUCUCUCGGAAUUUAGUUUUUUGUCCAUGCUCCAUGGUCCAUGAGUAUGGACCUCUGGAUCAUCGUGCAGGAAUCUUGUCGGUAUGAGUUUCCAGUAUGUGGAAAUUAUCAAAACUUGUAAGUAAUUUUAUGAGAGGUGUGUUCAGAAAUAUAAAUAAAAUCGAGUGUUUUUAGUA